Fomitopsis serialis is the source of this 1387-nucleotide messenger RNA. RefSeq names its product WLM domain-containing protein. The record is from RefSeq and is a predicted model, not a curated record. NCBI's taxonomy places the organism in Eukaryota, Fungi, Basidiomycota, Agaricomycetes, Polyporales, Fomitopsidaceae. The transcript is spliced from 5 exons. Bases 51 to 1280 code for a protein of 409 amino acids.
GCCAGUGCGGUCCUACAUCACCUCUGCUCAAUCCUACUGCGUCUCUGGUCAUGUCUAAUACGAUGAAUACCUUUGCAAAGGCAGAUCAGGCUUUGCCGAUGCUCCAGCGCAUCGCGUCCCUCGUGAAGCCGAUUAUGCGCAAGCACGGCUGGGUGCUGCCCGUGCUCUCCGAGUUCUUUCCAGAAAGCCCCAAUCUAGUAGAUAUCAACGGAGGACAAAAGAUUCUCUUGAGAUUGCGUCCGGCACAUGCACCCGAUACCUUCUAUGACGAGGAGGACAUCGUCCACACUAUGCUGCACGAGCUCACGCAUAACGUACACGGACCUCAUGACGAGAAAUUCUACAAGUUUCUUGCGGGCCUAGAAGAAGAGUAUGCCGUGCUCAAACGGUCGGGGUACGCGGGUGAAGGGUUCUUCACAAAGGGCCAACGACUUGGUACCAAUGUCUCGCACAAUCUGCCGCCUCAUCUCGCGCGCCAGCGAGCCCUCGACGCGGCGGAGAAGCGGCGACAAAUCAACGCCGUUCUAGGCGGAGGGGGAAAGUUGGGCGGCGCAAGAGGUACCGUGAACAAGUCUCCCCGCGAGUUGGCUGCAGAGGCAGCAGAGAGACGCAUGCGUGACGAGAAAGCCUGCGCCUCUGGUGCCGUCGCACAAAUGGAAGCGGAGAAGGCCGCGAAAGAGAGCGUGGUCAAUAGGGUGAUUGACCUCACAGUAGAAUCAGACUCGGACACAGACUCGGACGUCGAGGUUGUGGAUGGACCUCAACCUGUUGCGGGACCAUCUAAGGCAUCCAAUCCGAUCAACGAAGCAAGGAAUGCGACGAAGCGGCCGUUGGACAAGACGUCAUCUGCGAACUUGAAGCGCAGCAGAACCACGCAAGUCGCGUCUUCAGCGGCCUCCACGUCCGCUCUUGCCGCCAAGAUCGUACCUACGGAAUGGUCUUGCCCACAAUGCACGCUGGUGAACGAGGCACAUUUGCCCCAUUGCGCGGCAUGCGACUUUGCCAGUCCGGCCGAUGCAGAUCGUCCUCGCCAAACUGACGGCGUCCCUGGUGCCCUGCACUCUGUCGGUGAAUGGGCCUGUCCACAAUGCACGCUCAUGAACAAAGCAGAACUCCCCCGCUGCCUGGCUUGUGACGGCCCUCGUCCCACUAACAACCGUUCGGUGAAGCGGGUUCAGCCUGAGACCGAGGGAUGGACGUGCACUUUGUGUGGCGAGGCGGGCAUGCGGAAUGAUUUCUGGAGUUGUAGCUUCUGUGGGAGUAUCAAAACUCAAAGUUAGACUCUGCAUUUCUCUCAGAUAUAUUACAUCUGUGCUGUGCUGUUUUGCCGGGCUAUGGUACAUUCGGUGUCUCACUAGUACUAUACUGUAGUUGAUAUAAUCUGACC